This is a messenger RNA of Ornithodoros turicata, 1419 nucleotides long. Its product is annotated as ras-like protein family member 10B. Gene Ontology annotation, molecular function: GTP binding; GTPase activity. The transcript is spliced from 2 exons. The record is from RefSeq and is a predicted model, not a curated record. NCBI's taxonomy places the organism in Eukaryota, Metazoa, Arthropoda, Arachnida, Ixodida, Argasidae. Bases 208 to 795 code for a protein of 195 amino acids.
UUGGCGGUGCUGUGUUUCUGCUUUGACAGGAAAAGAAUGUUGUGUUAAGCGGGAAGCCACAGCUGGAACAGACGGUUUAGCGCGGAGAUGAACCCACAUGACGUCAGCAGGAAAAACCCUCCAGGAUUGGACGCGUUCACCGUGCUGGCGGCCAGAUUGCGACGUGAAAGAGUGCGAAGGAUUUCAUGACUUUACAUCGGCAAGAGGAUGCCCCUCGUCAAGGUGGUCGUACUGGGCGCCCCCGCCGUCGGCAAGACAUCUCUCAUCCACCAGUUCGUCUGGAGCGAGUUCAGCGAAGUCUACGUGCCGACGGACACGCGCCGAACCUUCCACCCAUCAGUCAUCGUUAACGGACGUUUGUACGACCUGCAAGUGAGCGACCUCCCGGUAGUACCUUACUUCCCGGCCAAUUCAUUCUACGAGUGGUCAGACUUUCGUUACUACGGCUUACGAAGUGCCUCCGCGUACGUCCUGGUCUUUGACCUCAACGCUCCAGAAACUUUCCAAUACGUCAAGAACAUGCGUGAACAAAUCUUCGAGUCGAGGAAUAUGCAGGGCGUCCCAGUGUUUGUUGUGGGGAAUAAGCACGACCUAGGAGAACCGAGAGAACACCGUGAGGUGGCCGGGCUAGUGAAGAAGCACUGGCGUUGUGGUUACGUCGAGUGCUCCGCCAAGUACAACUGGCACGUCAUGUCCUUGUUCCGGGAGAUAGUGAGGGCACUCGACGACUUCGGUGGUCUCGGGGCUCGCGGCGUAGGUGACGGCGGAGCGAGGGACCGGUGUAGGAUUCUCUGACAUCAACGUAGUGACUGUGCAUGACUAAGGCCCGGUUUCACCAACACUGGUUAACAGAGAUUAACACUCAAUUCUUCUUUACAAACGUUAGUUGGUGACGUGAUGAAUGUUUCAAUGAUAAGAACUCCCUUUAGUGAAGCAGAAUUAAGCGUUAAAUUCAAGAUAAGGGACCAUUAAUGUAAAUGUUAAUUGGCGUUGGUGGAACCGGGCCACAUGGCUCAGUUUCACCAACGCUGGUUAUGUUUGAACCGAGAUUAAGGGUCGCUAAAUUCUGAGCAACGUUAGUGACGUGUUCAAUGUUUCAGUUACAAUAACUACCCCCUAGUGAAGCAGAGUCAAAUUGAGGGACCGCUGAUCUCGGUUCAAAUGUUAAUCGGGGUUGGUAAAACUGGGCUUAAAUGUUAGAAUGAUUGAUGAGAUGCGACUUGUAGUGGAACAUUUCUGUGUACAUAGCUAGCAUAUAGCGCCGAAAGGUAGUGUAGAUGAAUUUCUAUGACAUCGAGAUACGGAACUGAAAAUGCCAUUAUCGUAUUAACCAAUUUCAAUACAUUAGACGCCGUCUUCUGUUUCAUUCAUAUAAAUGAAAGUGCAGUCGUGCGGUUCAGCGUCUUCACGUUCUGCUCU